GUGAGCGGCGGCGAGGCGGGUGCGGGGGGUCCGCCUCCUCCUCCUCCUCCUCCGGGCGCCGCCUCCGCCAGCAUGGGAAGUGAGUCGGCGGGCCGGGAGGGAGCGGGCCGGGGGCCGGAGGGGGGCGUCCUGGCCGGCGGCUUCUGGUCCUGCUGGGCUGCCUGGGGGGGGCGGGCGAGGGGGGGCAGCGGCGGGGCGAGAGGAGCCCCUUCUGGGCCCGGCAGGCCCCCCCCCCCCGCAGGGCUCCGAAGCGGAAAUGCAAAAGGGGCCAAAGGGGAAACGGCAGGAUUUGCUUUAACGGGGCAAGAAUGAGCGAGGCAACAGCGGAGCAUCGUGGAGUUGGAAGGGACCCCAGGGGGCAUCUAUGCAGGAAUGUCAGCUAAAUCAUGCUGGACAGGGGGACCUUUAGCCUCUGCUUAGAAAUCUCCAAGGAAGAAGAGUCAACCACCACUUCUGAAAGUCUUCUCUACCGACCAACAGCUCUUGCUGCCAGAAAAUUCUUCUUGAUGUUUAGUCAGAAUCUCUUCUUGUAACUUGAAUCUAUUGUUUUGGAUUCUAGACUCGAGUCUGGAGCAAGAGAAAACAAGCUUGCUCCAUCUUCCAUGUGACAGCCCUUUAGAUAUUUGAAGAUGCAUGUCAUAUACAAUACAUUGUGAAACACCCUGAGAUCUAUGGCUAUAGGGUGGUCUACAAAUUUAAUAAAUUAUCUUCUUCAUAUGCAUCUCAAGUGGAAAAGAAAUGUUUUAGCUCACAAAUCAUUUUGAACCAUCUUGCAAAUUGUGAUGUUAAUCUUACAGAUUGUGAUGUUUCAAUUAUUUCAUAUUAUUUAUUUCUUAAAAUUUAUACAAGGCUUGAUUCUGAACAACCUCUAAGCAGUUUACAAAAAGAAUUAAAUAAAAUCAUUGGUAAAAACAGCUGAAAAUGACUAAAAUAUUACAAAAAAUUAAAAUCAGUGAUAAACUAAUAACAGGUUAAAACACAACAACGUCCUACAUAUCUAGGUAGGCUUAUCUAAACAAAAAUGUUUUAGCAGGCACUGAAAAGAGUACAAUGAAGUCAUUUGCCUGAUGUUAAGAGACAGGGAGUGUCAAAGUUUUGGUGCUGCCACACUAAAAGAUUGUUUCUUAUAAAUGCAGAACAAAUACUAUUAUGUGGCAGCAGUAACAGUACAAGUUCUGCAGAUUGAAGUGAUGAAGUGGGCAUAUUUUGGGUCAGGUGAUUUCUCCGGUAAAGUGAUGCCAAGUUGUUCAGGGCUUUAUAUGCUAACAGUAACACCUUGAACUUGGCCUGGUAGCAAACUGGCAACUAGUGGAGAUCUCUGAGUUACAGGUGUUCCAUGCUGAUGGGGUCUCACUCCUGUCAGCAGUAGUGCUGCAAUAUUCUGCACUGACUGCAGCUUCCAGAUCAAGCGCAAGGCAAGCCCCACAUAAAGCGCCUUGCAGUAAUCCAGUCUUGAUGUAACCAGUGCAUGAAUUGCUGUGGCUGAUCUUUCCUGGUCCAGGAAUGAUCCUACCAGUCAAUGCUAGUAAAAAAUGCUUCUAGCCACAGAGGCCGGUGACAAAGAUGGAUCCAGAAGCGCACACACACACACACACCCUGCUGUGAACCUGCUCCUAGGAAAGGGCAGCCCCAUCCAGGGUAGACAAUGGACUACUUUCUCAAUCAGAUGUUUUGAACUACAACUCCCAUCAGCUGAUGGUAGUACAAAACAACUACAGGGCAUCAGGCUGGCAAAAACUGCUCACCUUUGCUUAGAUCAGGGGUGGGAAACUGGAUCCAGCUCAGAAGACGGAUGGAUCCUUACCUCCCUCAUCCCAACUUUGAGAGAUGAGAAAGAUUAGGUCACUCUUAAGUCCUUUUGAGUUCAAUGGGGGAAAGUUAAGUAUAUGCUUAAUUCUCCCACUGUGACCAGCAGCCUGUUCGUGUGUGUGUGUGUGUGUGUGUGUGUGUGUGUGUGUUUGUUUGGAAGUAAGUUAUAUUGAAUUCAGUUAAAUGCACUCACAAAUUAGCAUACAAAGGAUUUGAGUUUUCACUUUUUAAAAAGUGUGUAACCUAGUUUGUGGCCAAAGUUCUAUUUCACUAAUAUAUAAGAUAGAGCUGAUGAAAAUAGGGAUUCUAUCCCAUCCCGUCCCCCCAUCAAACCAGGGCAUAUAUUUGCAGUCGGGAACAUACACUAGUAUGAUAAAUUGAAAUGUUUUCUUGGACUGGUCAAAACCUACAUUUUGCUGUUUUAAUAUUUCUCUUCUUUAACAGUCAAAUUUCUAGAAGUUAUUAAGCCAUUCUGUGCUGUUCUUCCGGAAAUCCAGAAGCCAGAAAGAAAAGUAAGUGCACAUCAUGGUGCCUCUUAUUUGUGCAAUGUUGAUCAAAUGCAUUUUGAAUUAACACAGUGGGGUUUCUUUGAGUAAACAUGCUUGAGAUCAUGUAGUUUCUUUAGGCUAUGUACUACCUAUUUAGGUUUUUCUGGCUCUUCGGAAUACUGUAUAUAGGCCUUUAGUUUGGGGAUGCAAGUUGUGUUCUUCAAAAAUCUAAAUAUGUAAAAAUCCCUCUACGCUGAAGUGAUUGUUUAGGUGCUGACAUGUUCCAUUGAUGUAGCCCUAUGCUUACUUUGGUCUAGUUACACGGAGCACAAUCUAGCAAACAUUGGUCACAACCAACAGAGCAGUCCCAACCCACAGACCUCCAUACUGGAGGUGGUUGGGAUGAGGUUGAGGUGUCCCUCUUCCAAACCCUACUCAGCUCUGCCAGCUAGGGAGCACUGCUCCCAAACAGAGAUGCAAUGCCCCUGCUCUAGCCAGGGUGGGGAGAGAAGCCACUCUGUGGGCACAAGCUACAGGAUCCUGAGCUGGGCUUGCUGUUGUCCCGUGACUACAACGGGCUUCUUCUGAGCCUCUUCACUGUGCCAUUUUGGGACCUGGUAUGUCAAAGAAGCAUUUAUCAUAGAAUCAUAGAGUUGGAAGAGACCACAAGGGCCAUCGAGUCCAACCCCCUGCCAAGCAGGAAACACCAUCAGAGCACUCCUGACAUAUGGUUGUCAAGCCUCUGUUUAAAGACCUCCAAAGAAGGAGACUCCACCACACUCCUUGGCAGCAAAUUCCACUGUCGAACAGCUCUUACUGUCAGGAAGUUCUUCCUAAUGUUUAGGUGGAAUCUUCUUUCUUGUAGUUUGGAUCCAUUGCUCCGUGUCCGCUUCUCUGGAGCAGCAGAAAACAACCUUUCUCCCUCCUCUAUGUGACAGCCUUUUAUAUAUUUGAACAUGGCUAUCAUAUCACCCCUUAACCUCCUCUUCUCCAGGCUAAACAUGCCCAGCUCCCUUAGCCGUUCCGCAUAAGGCAUCGUUUCCAGGCCUUUGACCAUUUUGGUUGCCCUCCUCUGGACACGUUCCAGUUUGUCAGUGUCCUUCUUGAACUGUGGUGCCCAGAACUGGACACAGUACUCCAGGUGAGGUCUGACCAGAGCAGAAUACAGUGGCACUAUUACUUCCCUUGAUCUAGAUGCUAUACUCCUAUUGAUGCAGCCCAGAAUUGCAUUGGCUUUUUAGCUGCCGCGUCACACUGUUGGCUCAUGUCAAGUUUGUGGUCAACCAAGACUCCUAGAUCCUUUUCACAUGUACUGCUCUCAAGCCAGGUGUCCCCAUCUUGUAUUUGUGCCUCUCAUUUUUUUGCCCAAGUGCAAUACUUUACAUUUCUCCCUGUUAAAAUUCAUCUUGUUUGUUUUGGCCCAGUUCUCUAAUCUGUCAAGGUCGUUUUGAAGUGUGAUCCUGUCCUCUGGGGUUUUAACCACCCCUUCCAGUUUGGUGUCAUUUGCAAAUUUGAUCAGGAUGCCCUUGAGUCCAUCAUCCAAGUCGUUGAUAAAGAUGUUGAAUAAGACCGGGCCCAAGACAGAACCCUGUAGCACCCCACUAGUCACUCUUCUCCAGGAUGAAGAGGAAGCAUUGAUGACCACCGUUUGGGUUCGGUCAGUCAGCCAGUUACAGAUCCACUGAGGGGUAGCAUAGUGAAGACCGCAUUUUACCAGCUUCUUUACAAGAAUAUCAUGGGGCACCUUGUCAAAUGCCUUGCUGAAAUCAAGGUAGGCUACAUCCACUGUGUUCCCUUCAUCUACCAGGCUUGUAAUUCUGUCAAAAAACGAGAUCAGGUUAGUCUGACAUGACUUAUUUUUCAGAAAUCCAUGCUGACUAUUGGUGAUCACAGCAUUCCUUUCUAGGUGCUCGCAGACUGUUUGCUUAAUGAUCUGCUCCAGAAUCUUCCCUGGUAUUGAUGUCAGACUGACUGGGCGGUAAUUAUUUGGGUCCUCUCUUUUCCCCUUUUUGAAAAUAGGGACAACAUUUGCCCUCCUCCAGUCUGCCGGGACUUCACCUGUUCUCCAGGAAUUCUCAAAGAUGACUGCCAGUGGUUCUGAGAUCACAUCUGCCAGUUCUUUUAAUACUCUUGGAUGCAAUUCAUCUGGCCCUGGAGACUUGAAUACAUCUAAACUAGCCAAGUAUUCUUGUACUAUCUCCUUAGUUAUUCUGGGCUGUGUUUCCUCUGCUGAAUCAUUUGCUCCAAAUUCUUCAGGUCGGGCAUUUAUUCCUGUUCUCCUCACAUUCCACUUUCAUUGGCAUGAGUUGCAGGACUGUGGAUGCCCCCUGGCUCAAGCCUCAUCAUAGCUGACUUGGGGGUUUUGAUUACAGCCCAAGUCUGCAACCCUAUACAUACUUAGCUGAGAGUAAGCCCCAUUGAACUUAAUGGGCAUGACUUCUGAGUAGAUAUGCCUACCUAGAUUGCAGCCCAAUGAGUCCAGUGGAAUAAGCAUUUUACUUUGCCCCUUAAGUAAGAACUUAAGGGUCAGAUGUAUUGUUGUUGUACAACAGGACGUGCAAACUGUUUGUGCUUCCUGUUCCUUUGCCACUUUGGAAGGACAGACAUUGUCUCUCCUCAGUAUUGGAGAUAUGCAAGUUAGCUCCCAUGUCAGAGCUUGUACAUACCUUCUGGACUGGCGAAAUGUGAAUACUGUAUACCCCUGAUAGUAUAGCCUUGUAAUCAAGCCCAUGGAGGUUACUAAGCCACAGAACAUAUGGACUGACCUCUUGGGGGCUGGCAGAGGACAGAUGGAGAGCUGUGUCCUUCUGUGCUGGACAGACAUAUGGAGGGACUACCCUGGUUACUUGCAUGCCAGUGUCUAAAUACAAGUCUGCCUUAAAUUGCCAGUUAAAGCGGCUUUAUUGUAUGUUCGUUAUACUAUUGGCCUUCCCAUUAUACUAUUGGCCUGCCAGACUUCUCUUUUUCCCCUUUUCUUUCUUUUUCAUUGUGUUCUGCAGAUUCAGUUCAGAGAAAAGGUUUUAUGGACAGCUAUCACCCUCUUCAUUUUUCUAGUAUGCUGCCAGGUAAGUAUCAAUGUGGUAAUAACUGGCACACAUGGCUGGCGACAGUAAGGGUUAUUGCCAUGCAGAAAAAAAGUCCCAGAAGUAAAGCACCCUCUUAGAAACAACCAACAAUUCACAUUUUAAAAGAAAAGAAAAAAGCUCAGGGAAUUAUUCACACAAAGAAUUAUCAUAUUGGCUUGAAAAUAACCUGGGGCUUUUAACAUUCUUUCUGUUGGGGCUGUUUCAGGUCACAAUCCUGUAUCCUCUUACUUGGGAGUAAGUCCUAUUAAGCUCACCUGAGUAGACAUGUAUAGGUUUACAUUGUUUUCAAGCUUUAACCAGCAGCCAUAUGCUUGAGAGAGUCUUGAAGUAAACUGCUGAUUAUUGCAGUAUUAUAUUUGUCUGUGCUCAACAAAUGGAUGAUGGGUGGUGGUGUGGGGGGAGGGGAUUCCCUCAUUUAUAUAUUUUAAGUGUAAUGUUGCUAUGAAUCUUGCAGAUACCAUUGUUUGGAAUAAUGUCCUCCGACUCCGCAGAUCCUUUCUACUGGAUGAGAGUCAUUCUCGCAUCAAACAGAGGUCAGGGUUCUAAUCAUCUCUCCUGCUGUCUUUUCUCUGGCUUUGGUUUACCAUCUGGAGAUGGCUCAUGGUGCAUAUACCGUAUUUUUCCAUGUAUUGGAUGAGGUUUUGUGACUCAAAAAUCACGCCAAAAAGCCAGGGUCAUCCAAUACACGGAUAGUGGCAUGGUGGGGGGGGAGAAGCGGUGCGCCACCAGCCAGCUCUUUGGCAGGAGCGCAAAUUCACCCGAUGCCGCUGCACAUGGGAAGCGCUCCCUGGAUCGUUUCCCACACGUGGCGGCAUCGGGAGGUUGCACUCCUGCAAACCGGAUGGCUGGAGGGAGCGCAACUUCCCCCGCUGCCGCUUCCCAUGGGAAACGAUCUAGGGAGUGUUUCCUGUCUGCAGCUGCGUGGGGGGAGAGGCUCAACAACUUUGGGCCAUCUCCCCUCAUUUUCUUAAAAUUUAGUCCUCCAUAAUGGGGGGGUCCCUUAUACAAGGGGGCGUCUUAUAGAUGGAGAAGUAUGGUAGUUGGGGUCACAUCAAUGAGAAUGUGCAAUUGACAAGCACUCUUUUUAUCUUGAAAUUACAAUUUGCAUUGGUCUUUGGUACUGAGAAGCUAAAUAGUAAGUUUUGUUAGAGUUUGGAAAGUACUUGAUGGGUUUCAAAAUUACUGUAUUUUGGUAUGUGAAUAAUUUUUACCUAUAUUUUGCAAAAUGUUUUUCUCCCUAUCACUGCAGAUCUCUUGGAUACAUGGUCAGCAACUAAUUUUACUUGGAAGACCACUUGCUAUAGCGCGUGCACACACAGAGUGCUUUUUUCUAAAAAAAUGUUUAGGGGUACUCUCAUUUUCCUACUCAUUUUGAAAUACUGCCCCUCAAUGAGGCCAAACUUAGAUUUACAAAAUGUUUAGGGGUAUGCGUACCCCUGUGUCCCCCCAGGAAAAAGCACAGUGUGUACGUAUGUAUGUAUGUAUAUAUACCAUCAGUGCAGGUCUCUUGGAGACAGGGUCAGCAGCUAGUUUUACUUGGAAGACCACUUUUUUGGGGGGGGGGGGGCAUUCUCUUUUCUCUGUUUCUCCAAGUGGGCUCUUGCAAAUCCAGUAGCCAAUGAAGCCACCUGCUGAACCUGUCAACUGGGUGUGUGUAUGUGAUUUAUAUUUCUGAAAGUGCCACAUCUGACUCCCAUUUCUUGUGUAAGAUUUCUGAUUUUAACUAUGUAGUGCAGAGCAAGGAAUUCUCAAAAUGAGGCCAUGGAGAGAAAGAGAUUAUCCAGCCCAUUCCAGAUAAUACGAGCCAUGCUAAAGACACUGUACAGUUGAAUCUUGAUAUUGUCUAGGAGACCUGGAGGGAAGGUAUUUACAGUGGUGCCUCGCAAGACGAAAUUAAUCCGUUCCGCGAGUGUCUUCGUCUAGCGGUUUUUUCAUCUUGCGAAGCAACCCUAUUAGCGGAUUAGCGCUAUUAGCGGUUUAGUGGCUAUUAAAGGCUUAUCGGCUUAGCGGAUUAGCUGCUAAAAGGCUAUUAGCGGCUUAGCGGCUUAGAAAAGGGGGGGGGGAGCGAAAAAAAAUCUCAAGACUCGCAAGACAUUUUCGUCUUGCGAAGCAAGCCCAUAGGGAAAUUCGUCCUGCGAAGCAACUCAAAAAUGGAAAACCCUUUCGACUAGCGGGUUUUCCGUCUUGCGAGGCAUUCGUCUUGCGGGGCACCACUGUAUUUCUAAUUUGUACUAAAUUAAUGUGCUCUCUUGUGCCUUUAAGAGCAGCUAAUGUUGUUUGUGGAAAUACUCUUCCACCCUUAAUACUGUUUAAUACUGCAAGCAUUCUGGAUGCAGUGUUUAAAGCCCAGCACUAUGGUUAGGUAUGUGACCAAUUAUAUUUGAAAGACAAUGCUAGUGGGGAAAUAUGCAGUGAACUGAGACUUUGGAGUAUUUAAGGAAUUGUAAGAAGUCUUUGUAUUAGUUUACACUAUUGUUAAGAGUAUCUUCUCCUUUGCAGGCACGUUGAUGGAGCUAGGUAUCUCUCCCAUUGUGACAUCUGGUUUAAUUAUGCAGUUACUGGCUGGAGCCAAGAUCAUUGAAGUUGGUGACACACCAAAAGACAGAGCCCUUUUUAAUGGCGCUCAGAAGUGUGAGUAUUAAUAACUUUGCCAUAAUGGAAACUUCAUUUUUUCUUAGCUAAUGCUCUAUUGAAUUGUAGUAACCAUUCUGAUGAAUUUGUUGUUGUUUGCUUUAUUUAUAUGUGAUUGUGUCUGAUAGUAUAGUGAUUGUAAUGUUUGUUGAUUUCAGUGCUUUUGUGAUUAUUUUGAGCCGCUUUGCAUUCAACAUUUAUUGUUGGAAAAGCAGAAUAGACAGUUUAAAUCAAAAUCAAAUCAAACUUUACUUAUGUCUGUUAGGUCAUACAAGCAGGGAAUACCUGCCUCUUUUGUUGUUGUUUCAGUGUUUGGAAUGAUAAUUACUAUUGGGCAAGCAAUUGUGUAUGUCAUGACUGGGAUGUAUGGAGAUCCUGCAGAAAUGGGGGCUGGAAUUUGUCUCCUGAUUAUAAUUCAGGUACGCCUUCUGAAUACUCUAAGUAUAGUUAAUAAUUCUUUGUAACUGGUUCUUAUUGUUAAUUUUAAUAUUUCUUGUAAACCGCUUACAGGUUUUAUUACAAUGAAGUGGUAUAUACAUUUUGUUAAAUAAAAAAAUAUUUUUUCAUUAUUAAAAAUAAAUUCAAAUCAACUAUAUGUCCCUCAAUCAGUAUACUAAUAAAGGGAAACAAAACUUCCUUAAAAGUUCUAAUUUAUUUUGUACCUUCUCUCAGAUCACUCACCAAGGUGCUGUACCAGCUAGAUAAUAUUCUAUAAUUAUUUUCUUUGUGCUAUUAAGGGGAUUUGACCAAGGCAUAUGUAAAAACAAAAUGUCAAAUAUUUUCAGAUAUAAGAUCUUUUUUUUAAAAAAAAAAACCUACUUGCACUUCCCAAUGAACAACCAGGAGUCAAUUAACUAUCUUUAUUUUGGAUAAUACACCAUUCUUUGUUUUGACAGUGCUUAGUAGCUCCUCUAAUUUUGGUACUAUUCUUGUUGGUGAGAUUUUCUUUCAAGCAUCUAUGCUAAGAAUUGCAGCAAACAUUUUAGUGAUGAUUCCAGAGGUUUUUGUUACUUCCUUUACUCAACUGGAAUGACAGAAGGAGGAACUGCAACUCUGAUAGCAAAUGUGGCCCACUUUUGAACAACGCAAAUCAGAUAUUAAACCACUUUUGUGGAUCUUUUGGUGUUUUUCACCCACAGUUGUUUGUUGCUGGCUUGAUAGUGCUGCUACUAGAUGAGCUCUUGCAGAAAGGUUAUGGCUUGGGCUCUGGGAUUUCCCUCUUUAUUGCUACCAACAUCUGUGAAACCAUUGUCUGGAAGGCUUUCAGUCCUACAACUAUUAACACUGGCAGAGGUAUAGUACACUUUGAAAAUCUGACCUUUUGGCCAAAUGCAUGCUUGUCAGCCGCUUUCUUUAGGUUCAUAUAGUGAGUGACCAUGGAUGUAUGUCGGAGUGGAUGAGAUCUGCUGAUGGGGAAGACAUGGCAUAGUGAAGGCACAACCUUUGCACCAAAUGAACUUUUAUAAGAUCUGAUAUUAGAAUAAUCUCUUCAUAACCACAAACAGCGAAAUGUCCCAGAUCACUGGCUCCCAGUUGGUGGCCUGCGGACCCCAGGGUCCAUGUAACACACCCAGGAGGUCUGUGGCACAUACCCCCAGCUGCCCAGGACACCCGGUAUUGGGGUGCUGUGUUCUCGCACAGGUUGCCUGACACAUGCAGGAGCCCAGAAGAUGCGUGACCCAGUUUUGCUCUGGGACAUGUUGGAGGAUAUGGUGGCACCAUGCGCAUAAUAAAACUACCACAGAGAUACCAACAUUUUUAAAAGUAGGGGGUCCAUGGCUUGGCUUUUGAAAAGUGAGGUCCCCAGCACUUAGCUAAUUGGGAAGCGCUGUCUUAGGUCACUGUGCAUGCUUUAUUUUUUGCUGCAAAAGGAUAAGGAGGCAGCAGGUUUUUGAUUAUUAUUUUUUGCAGAGCAGGAGGCAAAAUUGUUCCGGGUUUCUUAACAGACUCUGGCAGACUCGCUGUCCAGAAGGCUGUCUCAUUGUGCUAGCCAUGUCAUCACAUCGUGUCAGAGCAGAAGGUUGCUGUGCAUGUGUGGUGAGGCCUCCCACCACAGUGAAACUUCUGGAGCUUCCCAGAGUCUGGAACAAAAUUCCUUUUGUGAUUUAUGAUCUGUUCAUUUAUGUAAUAUAUGCUGAAUGGAAAUACUGUGGCACAGUUGCUGUUUUCUGAUGAAAGAAUAAUCCCGUAGUUGGGGUAUCUUGGUUGCUGUGCCAAAAGUCUGCCUGGAAAUCUGCAGUACAGAAAUGUUAACUUUAUUUGUUUUAGCCUCUCCAGCUUCAGCUGCAGUCGCGGCCUACCUGUAGAGAAGCAGUGCCCUUUUUGUGAUGAGAGGUUAGCAUCUAGCAUAACUUUUAAAUCCAAAGGGGCAAUCCUAUCAUCACUUGUGCCUAGGUAAGUCCCGCUGACCUCAGUGGGAAUCAUAAACAAUUAAUUCAAUGCAGGAUUGCAACCCAGAUUCUGUAACUGUUCCCUCUCUCUGAGCGAGUUUCUCCCUUCUGAUUUCUGAAUUUUUUAUUUCCUUGGAUUUGCUUCUGCUACUGUGCCACACUAUUUCAUCUUCUGCUUAUCUGCAUUUUCUCUCUAACACUUCUGUUUUCCAGACAACUGAUAGCUGAGGGACACUAUUUUUGUUAAUGGAAGGGGGGGAUAUUCCAUUCUUGCAUACCAAGAGGUUUACUUCUGGCGUGUGCAAAAGAAAGUUAUCUGAGCUCAGAGAAGCCCUGAGUCACUGUUCUGAGCGUGCCUCCUAUUUAGGCAGUCACAUAAAUGAGCAAAUUGCACCCAGUGCCUAGAUGCAGCAGAGUUAUUUGCCCCUGUUGGAGGUUGACUGGAAGAAGGCAACACCAGAAAAGUGAAUUAUGCAGAAGAGACAUAAUUAAUGGAGGCCUUGUUAGUGGGUGGUUCCCUAAACUGGAUGGAAGCAAGGCUGCCUGCUCUCUUGAUGGGGUUGCACUCCCUCUGAAGGAGCAGGUACACAGGUUGGGGGCGCUCUUGGGUUCUCUGCAGUCACUUGAGGCUCAGGUGGCCUCAGUGGCCCGGGGUGCCUUCCGUCAGCUUUGGUUGGUGGCCCAGCUACGCCCCUAUCUGGACAGGGAUAGCCUAACUUCUGUUUUCUGUACUCUGGUAACCUCUUGGUUAGAUUACUGCACAGUGUUAUAUGUGGUGCUGCCUGUGAGGACAGUUUAGAAAUGUCAGCUGGUGUGGAAUUUGGCAGCCAGGUUGCUCACAGGUACAAGAGAGGUUCGGCAUAUUACACUGAUCCUGGCCCGACUGCAGUUGCUGCCAGUUAGUUUCUGGGCCUAAUUCAAAGUGCUGGUUUUGACCUAUAAAGCCAUAAAUGGCUGAGGACUGCAAUAUCUCAAGGACUGUUUCUCCCCAUAUGAACUGACCCAAACCCUGUAAUCAUUAUCUGGGUCCCUUCUUCGUAUGCCUCCUCCUUGAGAGGUCCAGAGGGUGGCAACAUGGGAACGGGCCGCCUCUGCAGUGGCUGCCCAUCUAUGGAACAUCUCUUUAGGCGCCAGGCAAAAACAUACCUCUUCUCUCAGGCCUUCAGCUAAUUAAACAAUCUAUGGUCUUUUAAACAGGGGGCCAUAUAUAUAUUGCAAACUUCCCUGUGAUCCUCAGAUGAAGGGCUUUAUAGAAAUGUAAUAAAUAUUAUUAUUUUUAAAUGCAUCACCCUAAUAAUUCUUUUGGGGCAAAUAUUUUGUAAAUUAUGACUUUACACCAUCACAAUUCAGACAUUGUUAAUUUGCCUAUUAAUCUGAGCUCUCAACAAGCUUUUUGGUCACAAAAACAAACUAGGAAGUCUUCCAUUAGUCAUGUUUCCCAUUUUGAUUGAAUUAGAAAUUAUGGGGAAUAGAUUUGGAAUAGGCUAGAAUAUUACACUAUCAUUUGAAGUUUGCUUAAUACCUUACCUUUACUUGGAGCUCUUAAUCACAGCUUCCUGGCUCAGAGGAAACAGGAAGCUAGAAUUAAUGGGAAACUUCCUGGGGAUUUUUUGCUUUGCCAAAGUGAGGAGCCAAAAGGCUGCAUGCAUGGCCAGACAUCUUGUUCAUACCUCAGCUAAGUAAGUCAAGAUACAGUUGUCCAAAUCUAGUCACUGAGUUGUUGUAACUUUUUGGAUUACAACACCCAAAUUCUAUAAAACAAAAGCAUGAUGUUCUGCAUUAAAAAACAGAAAUGUGUUGUCAUGUUUGAGGUUUUUGUAAUACCUGCAGAAGUUCAACACAAUUUAUUUUAUUUAUAUGCAGUCCUUUUUAGCAUUCUGUUCCUUGUAAGAUUUCAUUCCUUGCAGUUUUUUCUGUGUUAAUUCCAUUUCCAUCUUUUAUUAAAAAUAAUCUUGUUUAUCACCUGGUGAAAUUUAUCACCAGGCUUGUACUGUCUAUAUCUCACAGGGGUUACUGUUUAUUAUUUUUGGUACACACAGGAACUGAAUUUGAAGGUGCCGUCAUUGCGUUGUUCCACCUUUUGGCUACACGAACCGACAAAGUCCGUGCUUUACGAGAGGCUUUCUACCGCCAGAACUUGCCUAAUCUUAUGAAUCUGAUUGCUACAGUAUUUGUGUUUGCUGUAGUUAUAUAUUUUCAGGUAGGUGAAGUCUGCUGUGUACAUCUUACUACAGAACUAUUAUUUUUCCCUCACAGAAGGAUCCGUGGUCUAAGCAUCCUAAACAGCCCUAAAGGAUCUGUGAAUAGCUCACCAGGCACCAGAACGUUCACUGUAGCAUUUGUGUCAGGAGGAAGGCCACAUUUCAAGUUUGCAAACAACUUUUGUUAGGAUAAAUUUUAUUGUAAAUUAGUUUGAGAAAAUACAGUGGUACCUCGGGUUAAGUACUUAAUUUGUUCCGGAGGUCCGUUCUUAACCUGAAACUGUUCUUUUUUUUUUUUUUUAAUAAUUUUUUAUUAAGAUUUUAAACAAAGAAGAAAGAAAAACAUCACAGACAAAAAAACAAUACAAAAUUUAACAAUAAAAAAACAAAACAUAACAAUUAAAAACAAACUCUCUUUUCCGUUCCCAAUUUUAUAUUACUUAUUUUCUAGACUUCCUCAUACCUCCCUCUUUUGUAUUCCAAUCUACAUUAUUUGUCCAGCAGUUUCUUUUCCACUUUUUUAAACCCAAUCUUUAAUUUAAUAAAAUAUUAAAAUAUAUAGCUUCAACUUUUUUAAACAUAAUCCUUAUUCUUAAUGUCAUAUACCUUUAAAUUUUUCCCAUCUAUCCUUAACUUUAACCUGUAUAGCUGGAAACCAUUUAUUUUCAAUCCAACAUCACUCUAACAUUCCUUAAUUUUGCAAUGUUUCUGAAGAUAGUCUUUGAAUUUCUUCCAAUCUUCCUCCAUCGACUCUUCUCCCUGGUCACAUAUUCUGCCAGUCAUUUCCGCCAGUUCCAUAUAGUCCAUAAGUUUCAUCUGCCAUUCCUCCAGCGUGGGAAGUUCUUGUGUCUUUCAAUACUUUGCGAUGAGUAUUCUUGCUGCUGUUGUUGCAUACAUAAAGAAAGUUCUAUCCUUUUUUAACACCAUUUGGCCGACUAUGCCCAGGAGAAAGGCCUCUGGUUUCUUAAGGAAGGUAUACUUAAAUACCUUUUUUUAAUUCAUUAUAUAUCAUUUCCCAGAAAGCCUUAAUCUUUGGGCACGUCCACCAAAGGUGAAAAAAUGUACCUUCAAUUUCUUUACAUUUCCAACAUUUGUUAUCGGGCAAGUGAUAAAUUUUCGCAAGCUUGACUGGGGUUAUGUACCACCUGUAUAUCAUUUUCAUAAUAUUCUCUCUUAAGGCAUUACAUGCCGUAAAUUUCAUACCAGUGGUCCAUAACUGUUCCCAGUCAGCAAACAUAAUGUUAUGUCCUACGUCCUGUGCCCAUUUAAUCAUAGCCGAUUUUACCGUUUAACCUGAAACUGUUCUUAACCUGAAGCACCACUUUAGCUAAUGGGGCCUCCUGCUGCUGCUGCGCCCCCGGAGCACGAUUUCUGUUCUCAUCCUGAAGCAAAGUUCUUAAUGUGAGGUAAUAUUUCUGGGUUAGUGGAGUCUGUAACCUGAAGCGUCUGUAACCUGAAGCGUAUGUAACCCGAGGUACCACUGUAAUAAAUUUAUCUGGCAUAAAAUAAACAAAUGCUGCAAUCCUUUUCAGCAGCCAAGGCCCCUAGGAGGCUGCAACACUGCCUGGGUGUUUGUGCGAGGCUGUGCUCUCACACUGCUCUGUGGCAUUGCAGGCUAGCCCACUGUUGCUUCUCCUCCCAUCUCUCUCCCACUUUUCUAGUAUUCCAAUUCCUGCUCUUUCCUCAGGCAAUAAGCCUUAUGAAACAUAUUAAACAAAAACAUUAUAGAGAUCCAAAGCAUACACACACAAACACAUCCCCACAAGUAGCUUCUUUUCUCUGUCUUUUAGGAGUUAAAACUCAUAGUAAGCCCAUAAUAAUAGUAAUAGUAAUAAUAAUAAUAUUAAUUCAUCAUUUCUACCCCACCUAUCUGACUGGUUUGCCCCAGCCACUCUGGGCAGCUUCCAGCAUAUAUAAAAACAUAGUAAAACAUUAAACCAGGCAUAGGCAAACUCGGCCCUCCAGAUGUAUUGAAACUACAGUUCCCAUCAUCCCUGACCACUGGUCCUGUUAGCUAGGGAUGAUGGGAGUUGUUGUCUUAAAACAUCUGGAGGGCCGAGUUUGCCUAUACCUGCAUUAAACCUUAAAAAACUUCCCUAAACAGGGCUACCUUCAGAUGUCUUCUAAAAGUCAGAUAGUUCUUUAUUUCCUUGGCAUCUGAUAGGAGGGCGUUCCACAGGGCGGGCACCACUACCAAGAAGGCCCUCUGCCUGGUUCCCUGUAACCUCACUUCUUGCAGUGAGGGAACCAUCAGAAGGCCCUCGGUGCUGGACCUCAGUGUCCAGGCGGAACGAUGGGGGUGGAGACACUCCUUCAGGUAUACUGCGCCGAGGCCGUUUAGGGCUUUAAAAGGUCAGCACCAACACUUUCAUUUGGAGUGGCGUUACAGUAGUUAAAACUGGUGACUAUUUUCUUUUGGAUACUGUAGCUUUGCUUUGUAACUGUCUCUAAAAUAGAGUGCAGCUUGAUUUGACCCAGAUGAAGCUUUGAAGGUUCAUGACCCACUCCUAAGUGCUGAAGCUAAGCAGGUUUGGCCCUGUUGGAUGGGAGGCUGCUCUGAACUCCUUGUAUAGUUAUAAAAUGUGUUGGUGUUGUAAAUAACAGAAUUGUGUGAUGGUUAGCUUUGUUGCUAGAUUCUGAAAAUGUGAGGAACCCCCUGCUGGAGCAAACCACAGGGUUCCAUCUAGUCCAUGUUGCUUCCAUGCACCCCAGUAACAUCUGGCUACACAGAGUGUGAAGAUGACACUCUUCCUUCAUUGUGUGUUCUCUGGUGUCUAGCUUUCAUUAAUCUUUCUAAUCUCCCUUUAAAGCCAUCUGAGCCACUGGGUAUCAGGCAUCCUGUGGAAGUCAGUUCCGUAGAAGUUAAAUAUGCUUUGUGUGAAUGAGUACUUCCUCUUUGUGUGUCUGAACCUACUGCCGAUCCAUUUCAUUUGAAGUUCCACUGUUUGCUAGGAGAAUGCAGAGGGAGAGGAGGGUCAGGAUCUGAAGAGCUGUUGUCAGUAUACUGGGUGCUUGGGCAUACCUAGUGGGACUUGAUUUAAAACAGAAGUGGGGUCUGGUGCCAUGCCACAAACAACUUUUGAGAAGUUUCCUUUGUUCAAAAGCUGGUUCUGAUUGAGACUGAGCAUGGGGAAAGAGGCAUGGGGCAGGCAGAAGAGUCCUUGUAUGUAGCGGCUGAGCUGGGAGGAUUCUCAAUUGUGACAGUGCAAACGGGCAGAAAGAAAGGAGAGGCACAAUUGUGCAUCUAGAGAAGCAAGAGAGCUUAAGAAAAGACAGCGGAGAUUUGAAAUGUGGAGUGGUCUGGAUGGGGAAGGGAUGGAGGACUCAGACAAGGAGUAUGGAGGGUGAAAGAGUGGCCACAGAGAAGUUCUGCUCAUGACAGUUAAUUGCAGAGCAGAGGAAUUGUAUAUUGAUUUGAAAAAACUAGGCAAAACCUUUGCUUCUGGCAUCUAGACUUCAAUGUGCAGGCAUGACCUGAUAAAUCCUUGGACUCAGGAUCACAGAUGGCCAGUUCUGGUUAAUUGUAACAGAAAUGCAAAUAGUCCAGUCCAAAGUUCCAAGCCACUUAACAAUUUCUGUGACUUCUUAGUGAAUGCAUUUCUGAUUUUCUUAUAGCUUAGUGAUUAACUUUUCUUUUUUCCUCCCCAAGGGAUUUCGUGUUGAUCUCCCAAUCAAGUCUGCUCGAUAUCGUGGACAAUACAGUAGCUAUCCUAUCAAACUCUUUUACACCUCCAACAUUCCCAUCAUUCUUCAGUCUGCCUUAGUUUCCAACCUCUAUGUUAUUUCUCAAAUGCUAUCUGUGCGGUUCAGUGGCAACUUCUUGGUAAACUUACUUGGGCAGUGGGCGGUAAGUAUUCACCCAUUCCUAGAAUGCUGCCUUUACAAGUAGCAGUAUGUUAGCUUUUGAUCUGCAAAGGGCACUAAUGCUGCUGGUGUGUUUACUGUUUCCUCUCCAGGACGUCACUGGUGGUGGUCCAGCACGUGCCUACCCUGUUGGAGGCCUCUGCUAUUACCUCUCGCCUCCAGAAUCCAUGGGUGCUAUAUUUGAGGAUCCUGCCCAUGUAAUUGUUUAUAUCAUAUUUAUGUUGGGUUCCUGUGCAUUUUUCUCCAAGACGUGGAUUGAAGUGUCAGGAUCAUCUGCAAAAGAUGUAGGUAUUUUUCAUGACUGUUCUCUAAACCUUUGCUGCUGUUCUUCGCGCAAGGCUAGUUUCUAAUUAUCAGAACACUGCAGCCACCUGAUACACAUGUGUUUCUGCAGGUUGCCAAGCAACUGAAAGAACAGCAGAUGGUGAUGAGAGGCCACAGGGAUACAUCCAUGGUUCAUGAAUUAAACAGGUAAGAGUUGCUGUGAAUUUCCAGUUUACCCACUAAGGAGUAAGAUCAUGGAACCCAACAGGUCUUGCUUCUGAGUAAGCAUGUUUAAGCUUGGACUGUAUGUUGGGGGCAGAACACAGAUGCACUCCAGCUCAAUCCUGCUGCCUCUCUACCUGGCCCCUUGUUGCUGCAGUCACAAUCAUAAAGAAAUAUUGGGCUUUGUGGGUAGAAAUGAUUCAAACUCAGGCUGUUAUUAUCUAGUCUACAGCUUUUUCAGCCUCUCUGGUGAAUCAAGAGGUGUGUUUUCAUUUUCAUGAGUCUAGUUUAACUUAAUGGGGGUUAGGAUUGAAGCCAUAAUGACUUACCUGUGCAGAAGAAUGAGUUCAGCCUGCUAGGCCCACAUUAAAAGUGAUUUCCUCCCACAGGUACAUCCCCACAGCAGCUGCAUUUGGAGGCUUGUGCAUCGGGGCCCUCUCUGUCUUAGCGGACUUCCUUGGUGCCAUUGGCUCAGGCACCGGCAUUCUACUUGCUGUCACCAUUAUUUAUCAAUAUUUUGAGAUAUUUGUCAAAGAACAGGCAGAGGUUGGAGGGGUGGGUGCUUUAUUUUUCUAAAUGUUGAGAUACCAUGUGACGUGUAAGAAAGGUACUCCUGUAUUUUGAUGACAUGCAAUCUUUUAUUCCAGUGAUGCCAGUCCCGCCCUCACCCCCCUUCCAAGUGCUCCUUGCCAUAUUUCUCAUAAUAGGUAUUGCACAAUGCCUGUGUGCAGCUUCUAUUCCAGCUGCCUUAAGAAUAAAGAGUUUACAUGGGUUAAAAAUACAAAAAAAAAUCUCCAUUGUUGCCUGUGAUGCUGGAAAAUAGUGCAUCUGCCUUCCUGUGGAAAUAGUCAAAAGAUGCCCAUUUUGCUAGUAGAGAACACUUUGGACACUCCAUCACGAGGCUUGAAUGUACCUGCACACACUGGCAAAACAGAACCACAACAAUAGAGUUCCAAGUGGCCACAUGUGAGAAUCCCUGAGCUUAUUUUAAAAAGUACAUGCAAUUUCCCCCCUGAAAUAUAUAUUUACAUGAAUUCCUUUUGAUAUACAACUUAAAGAAAUGUGACCUGUUGCAUACCCCAACUCUCCUGGUGUGUGGUCAGUGUCUGAUGCCUUUGCCAUGUUCCCUUGCAAGCACCAUGCUUUGAAGCCAGGGGGGUGAGAAUUUUAACCAUCUCACUUGCAGAUUUGGGAUCUGCGAAGGCACAUGGGAGGAGUAAGGUUGGAAGUCCUUAUCCAAGAUUCCCAGCAGCCAGUAGCAGCCUUCUAAGUGCUGCUUUGCCUUAUUAUAGACCCAUGUGUUCUUUGAAGCAGGGGGAAUCUAUACUGUUGAAACUUCUCCCCUUCUUCUUCCAAAGCCCUAGGUCUUAAAGCAGAGGAAAUUAGCAAGUCAUGCUGAAAAAGAAAUCAUUGUGCUUCUUGGCAGCAGUGUAAGCAGUGUAAACAUUAGACAAUAAACUUAUUUAAUUAAAAUGUUGCUUUAUUUGUUGUGUAAGAUGCUUUACUUACUAGACUUUCAACUUUCCCUUUAAACUCAAGGGACUUAACAUUGGCUGGAUGAAAAUACUUUUACUAGAGCCUGUAAGGUGGGCCAGUGUUACCUCUCAUUUGGGAUUUAUAAAAACUGUGGCUAAGAGAGAUUAGCUUGUUGAGGACAGCCUUCUUCCCCUUCUACACUAGAGAUUUAUGGGCUCUGGUACUUGUUCUUACUAUGUGCAAAUUGCUUUACCAUGAUUUUUAUUUUGUUAAACUAGUUGGUGUGCCCCCAAGCCAAGAAUUGAUUUUGCUACUCUCAAGGUGUGUAAAAUUACAUUUGGUGUUGCCACAGCCCUCUCACCUUCUGUUUAGUCCAUAAAAGUUUUUAACAGCAGAGUUCUACUAUCCUGGUUUGUAACAGUGCAGUAUCUAUGGCAUGGGAGUCUCUGUGAAGUAAUGAGGAAUGAGUCCUGUACGCUUCUACUGCCAUUCAGCUUUUCUGGACUUGCAGCAGAGUAAACACAGUGUGUGCUCUUGUGUGUGAGCAUGCAGAAAACAGUCUGUACGCGGCUUCUCCUCUAAUCUAAGAAGCUUUAUUUAUGGACAGCAGCAACAAUAAAUCAGCACCUUCGGGAGACAACAUCUUGGAAAUGUAUGUUUAAAUGUUUGGUUCUGGACUUGAACUGUCCAGACUCUGCCAACUUCAGAUAGAGUUGAUUGUCUUCCCAGUGAUGGGCAAACAACAAUCCCCACAGAUUUCUUGGACCAAACAAGUGUAAAACUCUAGUUCCCUGCAGAGUUCUGACAACUCACUGAACUCCGCUUCAGUAGCGGAAAGCACAAUGAGACUUUGCUUUCGGGACUUCCACCCAACUAGAGAUUUCCGAAACUUUAUUACCAUUCCAGACACAGGCUUCCUGUCUUCCAGAUUCGCCCAGUAGGUGAGCUGUGCUUCACCCUCAGCUGACAGCUUGAGGCAGAAAUCUUUGGUAUCCUGCAGGUAUCGCAGCACCCUCUUGAUACCAUUCCAGGCACUCACAUUUGGCUUUGUAGCCUCCCUGCUGAGCAGAUUCACAGCAAAUGCUGUCAGGUCUGCUCCACUGGGAGAGAUACAACAGACUACCCAGAGCUGACUGAAAGAUCUCAGUGUUUUCGAACUCAGCAUGUUCCCCAAGCUUACUGUCUUUCACGUAGCUUGUCUCCAUGGGUGUUCUGACCCCUGCACAUUCAGACAUUUUGAACUUCUCAAGCAACUGCUCAAUCUUGCCUUUCUGACUGAGAGAAGCUUUCGUCCUUGGUUCUAUCAACCUGGACGCCUAGGUAAAUUUUCACUGGACCUAGGUUUUUGAGCUGGAAACGUUUCCCAAACUCUUUGGCAAAACCUUGAACCCGUUUCUUUGUCCUGGCCACGUAGAUUAUGUCAUCUACAAACACCGAUACUAGCUCCUGUGACUCUCCUGACCCUUUCAGGUACAGGCAGCUGUCAGCAAGACUCCUCUUGAAACCCAUGCCCUGCAAGGCUUCAUUCAGACACAUUGCAGUUCCUGGUCGAUUGUUUCAGGCUGUAAAUGGAUUUGUGGAGCUUCCACACUGCAUCUGGCCUAUUGCCCUCAAACCAUGGAGGGAUCAUGUACAGAUCCUCCUUUAGGUCUGAGUUCAAAUAGGCUACAUCCACAUCAAAGUGAUGCACCUGAUGACCUCUCUGUGCAGCAAUGGCUAAGAGCAUAUGCAGAGUUUCACUUCUGGAAGUAGGAGCAUACACUUCAGUGUAAUACAGCCCCUUCCGCUGCGUGAAACCUCUGGCUACUAGCCUAGCCUUGUACAGUGGUACCUCGGGUUACAUACGCUUCAGGUUACAUACGCUUCAGGUUACAGACUCCGAUAACCCAGAAAUAGUGCUUCAGGUUAAGAACUUUGCUUCAGGAUGAGAACAGAAAUCGUGCUCUGGCAGCACGGCAGCAGUGGGAGGCCCCAUUAGCUAAAGUGGUGCUUCAGGUUAAGAACAGUUUCAGGUUAAGUACGGACCUCCAGAACGAAUUAAGUACUUAACCUGAGGUACCACUGUACUGUGGUUCUCCAGUUGCUGUGGGUUUAAUUUUUUUUUUUAAAAAAAUAAUAUUUAUUAAAAGUUUCAGGAUUACAG
Molecule: messenger RNA, 20574 nt
Organism: Podarcis lilfordi (Lilford's wall lizard)
Lineage: Eukaryota; Metazoa; Chordata; Lepidosauria; Squamata; Lacertidae
Source: the annotation of a GenBank genome assembly